This is a messenger RNA of Prorocentrum cordatum, 324 nucleotides long. NCBI's taxonomy places the organism in Eukaryota, Dinophyceae, Prorocentrales, Prorocentraceae. The record is from the annotation of a GenBank genome assembly.
AUGGGGCUGCAAGGUGGCCCGUUGAGAUGGGAUCAGAGCCUGUGGUUGGCGUUGGCCUGGACGAGUUCGACCUACCUGGUGGUCCCGCGGGGGCCGCUGCCGACGACCACGGUCUCGCCGGCGCUGCCGCCGACCUCUGGCGGCGACCCGCUGCUGCCGCCGCUCCUCCACCGGGCAGAUCCACCGCUCGGAGACCGGCCUGCCGCCCCUGGUGCUGGACCCCCUGGCAUCCGUGGGCGUGGCACGGCAAGAGGGGGCGAACGGCGCUGGAGGCUGCCGCCGCGGCAGCAGCAGGAGGCGGCAGGAAGUCCCACGUGGAGAUGA